ACGACGCCGACCGUUGGGCGGCGUUGGGGUCGAGAAUUAUCGGGCGCCAGAGCCGAGAUUUGCCCUCACUGAUCAACCUACUUCUCGGUCCCUUCUACUGGUAACUGGUAAGCGCUAAGAGGACUAAGGAGUGAGUGGUGGCUGGUGACCCGAGGGGUCGGGAGUGCCAGGAGGCGAUGGGACGGAUGGCGAGCUCGGGAGUUGAAACAUCUGUGAUCCGUCUCGAGCAGGUCAGGCUCGUGGCUCCGAGCCCUGCCAGUAGGUUUGUGAAAAUAUCGCAGAUCAAAAAUCAUUAUUUAUUUUAUUUACGUUAUUAUUAUUUUACUUUGUUAGUUAUAAAAUAAAUUGGUUAUCUUUAAAAUUAUACUCAGCUAUUAUUAUAAUAUUGUACAUAAAUUUACCAUAAUAAAUCCGACAUUAUAAAAAUCUAAAUAAAUGUGUAUGCAGCUCAUCAACAAUUACUUCUUGUAACUAAAUAAUUUCCUAUCAAUCAUUUGUAUCAAUAUGCAGCAUGUAUGUAGUGUUGAUUGCUUGUAGGUAUACAGUAUGAAAAUGAUCGCUCCAGUUCUGGAUAAAUAUAAUUUGGGCAUUAGUGCCAUUUUAAUUGUAAUCAUGCAGCUAAUGUUCUUCAUAAUAGCUGUCACGUUACAAUAUGAUAAAGUUGCAGAUUUUGCUGGCGGCAUAAGCUUCAUUUUAGUUGCUAUACUAACUUACGGUUUAGCUCAGACACAUGAUAAUCGCCAAUUUAUGGUUACCCUGUUUGUAAUAAUUUGGGGUGUCCGUUUGAGUACAUAUUUGUUCUAUCGGGUAUUAAAAAUUGGAAGGGAUGCAACAUUUCCAGACAGACGAAGUAAUAUGAUUCGCUUUGCCGUUUUCUGGAGUUUUCAAGCAAUCUGGGUACUCAUUGUUAGUUUGCCGAUAAUCGUUAUUAAUGCACCUCAUAACUCAAUCAAAGCCGGAGCUCCUAAAACUAUGACUACUUUGGAUACUUUUGGAUGUUGUGUUUUCAUUUUUGGCUUUAUAAUAGAAACUUUUGCCGAUCUACAGAAAUAUGCUUUUAGAAGUGAAGAAUCCAAUAAGGGAAAAUGGUGCGAUGACGGACUAUGGAGCAUGUCGCGACAUCCAAAUUAUUUUGGAGAAAUCGUCUUAUGGUGGGGUAUUUUUAUUGUAUCGUUAAAUGUUAUUAAAGGACCUGAGUUUUUUGUAAUUUUAUCACCAAUCUUUACAACGUUCAUCAUCUUAUUUCUUUCUGGUAUUCCACAUUUGGAACGUGUCUCGGAUCAUCGAUUUAGAAACAAUACUCAAUAUCAGCUUUACAAACGUUCUACAUCGCCGCUAAUACCUAUUCCGCCGUCAUUUUAUAUGGGAGUUCCCGGAUUUAUAAAAAUGUUAUGUUGCUGUGAGCUUCCGUUAUAUAACUGGAUGCGAGCUCAUCCUUCUGACCCGCCAGAAGCAGCGCCUGCACCGAAAACUUCCUAGCAAAAAAAGGGAGCGGCUGUGACCAUGGUACAAAUGACAGACCGCUCCCAAGAAUCGCCAGUAUACUCAACGGCUACGACUUAUGUUUAAACUCUAAAAGGCAAUAAUGAGGUGAAUUCAUUUUAGUAUUGUUAAUUUAUUUUCAUUAUUUCUUGGAUAGUUUUGAAAAAUAACUACAUAAUUAAUUAAAACAACUGCCGUUCUUUUAACUUUAUUGAAGAGUAGGUAUGUUGUUAUUAUUAAUUAUUAUCAUUUAAUAAUUAACUUUAUAUUUUAUAUGACAACAUUUGUGUUAAAACAAUUAAGUAAAUAGUCAUUCAUUUUAGAAUAUUAGAAAUUAAUUUUGUCUAACAAAUCCUCUUAGUUGAAACCACAUAAUAAUAUCAUUACUUGGUAAGUGGCGUAGUAAAUAUUUUUAAAUUUUUAUUCUAUUUAUAUAUCAGUCACUAAAUGUCAAUUCUUUUUAGAAGACUCUUUUGUAGUAUACUUCAAACUAAAAUUGUAUUCAUUAGUGACUAAGAAUUAUGUCUUAGGAGCUUGCGAUUGUUUUUUAUCUAAUCAAUUGUGGUUUUAUGUAUUAAAUGGACAAAAUUGGUUGAUCCAAAAUCGAUCAAUAAAUUAUUAAUUAAUGGGCUAAUCAUUUUUUGAAUAACACAUUAAUUUGUAAUAAAAAUAUGAUUGAUUCUAGAUUAUUUAAAAUAACUAAAAUUUAAUUAUUCGAAAUAUUAAUUAAUUUAUUGUUAACUUAUCAGUUUGUAUCAUGUAAAAACUAGGAAAUCGACAAUCGUAAUGUUAUUGAAAAUUGAUUAUACUACAGUUAAUGUAGGUUAAUCAAUUUUUCUGAACUCGAGAAAUUAAUUGAUUCAUUUUUGUGAAAUUCAAUUAAAUAAAAAAAAUCGCACAGCCUUUUAUUAUUUUACACAUUUAGUAUAGACUGAAUUAGUAGUAUUUAGGAAAUAAAGUCAUGUACACUUAUUUAACCAAUUAACAUAGUUUACGCAAUUUGUAAUUCAUAUUGUGCUUAAUCGGUUUAAACUGCCCAAGUAAAUUUAGUACAUGUGUACAUAGGUGACUGGUGGUAUAAACAGAAUUAACUUAAUCUGAAUUAACAAACAUUUUUUUCUAUGUUAUAUCACAUUAAUAUUAUUUCUCUUGUUAUUAUUAUAAUAUGUUAAAUUUUUAUACAUAGAUGCAACUUUUAUGAUACUUUGUAGGUUGCUGCGAAUUUCGGCCGCACAAUUAUUGUUAUUAAUUUAAGAUAAAAUAAUUAAGUACCCUUUUUAUUACAUGGUCCACACUAUAAAUCAAUGCACUUAAUAGUUGUAUACACUUUUUUUUAAAAUUAAUACACAUACCAAGUUACGUGUUCUCUAGGGUAGUCCUUAAAUGAGACGUUGCGUUGAAUGGCCAUCAUUCGGCUCUAAAUGUUGAAAAAAUAUUACCCUAAUUUUUCAGAUUUUUAUUUUAUCCCCCAAGUCUCACUGUUUGCACACCAAGUUUUUAUUCAUAAUAGAAAAAUAUACAAAUAUGCUUAAGUUUUUAAUUGAGUAUAUUACUAAAAUAAUUCUUAGUAAAGCCAUUAGCAUUUUUGUCAAAUAUUUAAAGAAGUCGUACAAAGAUCUAAUAUUAAAUAUGGGAGAAGUAUAUAUUUAUGUACUUGUAAUAUUGUUUUAUAAAUAUAUAUAAUGAGUUCUAUAUGUCACAGUUUCACAUCAUAUUUUACUGAUAACAAGUUUAAUUUGGAACUAGUGUAAAAUUAUAUAAUUUUUAAAUAAUUAUUUUUUAUUGACGAUCAAACUCUUCCCGUUGAUGCAAUAAAAAACUGAAAAGAAUAAGGGAAAUAUUUUUUUUUAAUAUUUGGAGCCGGUUGAUAAGUAUCCAACGUAGAAUUUUACAAAAAAACCAUUAUAAGGAUCACCCUAGUGUACUCAAAUAUCAAAUGAGUAAUAAGUCUACAAUAACCUAGUAAUUAUUAUUAUCAUUAAUUGUAAUUAUUAAUUUAUUUUUUAAAAUGAUAGCUCAAAUUGAAUCAAAUCUAGUCGCAACACAUAAUUUAGGGGUUAAAAUUUGUCAAACGUUUAUUUGUGAUAUUAGAAUUAUAUCUUGAUCUGUGAUUACUUAGAUAUACUUAUAGGAGUAUAGUUUAGAUAUUUAAAAAGUUUCUGUUAUUAUUAUUAUUAUUAUUAUUACUACUAUUGAUUUAUUGUUACAAAAUGUGUGUUAUAAGUGGUGUAGUCAUAAGACGACUCAACGACUACUGUAUGUAGUGUUGGCUGCAUAAUUUAUUUUUAUCACUAUAGUCUUGAGUUGGUGUUAAAUUAUUGUAACAUUUUAGCCAUUAGGGUUCUCAUUUUUUUACCUCUUGAAUAUUUAUACAAAUUUUUAUAUGGAUAUAGUUAAUUAUUGUGUAUGUUGAAUGGAAGCUAUAAAAACAUGUGAAUAAUGGUUUUGGUUGAUUGCAAUACAGGGACCACAUGUAUUGAUGAAAGUUGUUCAAUUUAAAGUUCAGUUUCACUCAUAAUUUAUUUUAAAACAUUUUCUUGACUUUGUAAUUUACUCUUUUUCUUCUAAUAUUUUUAACCCUUUUUUUACCAAUAUUGUUGCACCUUCUAAGAUUACAUUUUCUUACUACUACCACAAUCUAUAUUUUUAUUCAAAGUAAAGUUAAGGUACAUGAUUAUUUAUAGUUUCACAUAUAAUAGUACGUAAAAUUAAAUUUAAAAAAACCGGGAAAACUGUGAUUUAGCUUUCCUAAACACAUUAAAAAAAAAAAAAAAAUACCACUUUUUUUCUUUCAUUGUAAAAAUUGAUUAAGAAUCUAAAUUAACUUUAUGCGUACAUGAUGAUUAUGAAAACAAACAGAUUAGUAAAAAAUAUACAUAUUACAGAUUACUUUAUAAUAAUAUGUGUAAUAGGUAAAUAAGAUCAUUCGACAAUUGUUAAAUUUUAUAU
Molecule: messenger RNA, 4431 nt
Organism: Adelges cooleyi (spruce gall adelgid)
Lineage: Eukaryota; Metazoa; Arthropoda; Insecta; Hemiptera; Adelgidae
Exons: 6
Coding region: 547-1479 (310 amino acids)
Biological process (GO): lipid metabolic process
Cellular component (GO): membrane
Molecular function (GO): oxidoreductase activity, acting on the CH-CH group of donors
Source: RefSeq, a predicted model, not a curated record